UUAUUUUUUUUCCAUUUAAAGUACAUGUUUUUUUUUAAAUUGCACCUACCGCCUAAACGGGGGGAGAUAGACCUCCCCCUCCCAUAGUAAAAAAUGCUUGUAUUAAGCCCCUCUACCAAAAACCGUUAUUAUAUCUCGGCGCCAAAGUUAUCGUACUCUCCCCCAAGUCCAAAACAGUGUUACGUAUGACAGAAAAUAUGGAAGCGUUUAAAAGUGAUGAGCAGCAAACCGCAGCGAAUCAAGAAAAAGACGAACAAGUUACUAUCACAGAAGUCUAUAAAAUCAUUGGUUUGGGUGAUGACGCGAACGAUUCAGCCAAAAAUGAAGAAAAUCAGGCAAAUGAUGAGAUGAAUAUUGGAAGUGCACACGGAACUUCGACGCCGCAAAAAGUUGGAAUGGCGUUAGAAUUCGAUUGGAAUAGUGAACCAUUGGAUUUUAACGAAGAUUUAGUUGGUAAAACCUAUCUGAAGUUCAUAUUUUUAUUCAAAAUUAUUCGGUUUUUUUUUUGUUUGUCUGUAGAUGAUUUAAUCUCUUCGCAAAAAUUGAGCUCAUCAUUGGUGGAGUUACCAUCAUCGCAAAAUGUUAAUUCGUCAAAGACAGAUUCUUUGCGAAAUUUGAACUUAUCAAUGGUGGAAUUGUCCUCAUCGCAAAAUGUUAAUUUAUCAAGUGCUUCGAAUGCCAGCGAUUCAAGUGUGAAUUCGAAUAAAAUGCAGGCGAAAAUACGGAAGGAAAAUGGAUUGCGCAUAAAGAAUAUGAUUGGAUUCUUCAAGAACGAAGGCGUUUCUUUUUUUAAAGCCAAGCGUGUAUACCAAGCACUGUAUGAAGACCGAAUGGAUCUUGAUGUUUUGAUGUGCUUUGUCAUUACUGGGCAAGUGGUCAUCAUCGAUCAGAAAUUAAUUCUGCCUGAAUGGUUACAACGUAGACCAUUGUCAAAGGUUAACAAAGUUGGUGUCAAAAAUUAACAAUUUAUUGUGCGCUGCAAUUUUAGUAAGCUGCAUUUAGUUAUUCAAUUUUUUUGCUUUUAAAUCAUUCUUUGUUAAACCAAAUUCCUUGACGGAACCAAAUUAAUGAACCAAAACGAUGGACAAAACGAUGUCUCUCUAAUUUAAUUUAGAAUUGAACUACAGUUAUAUUUGUAUUUUAUUAAAAUGAUUUAUGAAUAUUGAUUUCAAAUAAAGCAACAAUCAAAUAUUGUGUGUUCUAAAUGUUAUUUCGUGAAGUGUGUUGAUUUUAUGUGAAGCAAAAUUGUUGGCGCCAAAUGAUUGAUGUUUUUGUCGUAACUGUAAACAAUUAUCAUGUGUUUCUCUGAUUCUUUUGUUAAUUUACAGCUGAAUAGUAUAACCGAAAGCAACGCAUAUCAGUAUUUGUGCUCAACCAAUGUGCUCGCAAAAAUACAUAGACGCGUUUGUUGUGUUUAAUUUGUUCUCUGUUUCUCUUUCGUGUUUAUACACAGCAGAUCAGCACAACCGAUGGCAAGGCAUACCAGUAUUUGUGUAC
Eupeodes corollae is the source of this 1497-nucleotide messenger RNA. RefSeq lists its product as uncharacterized. Bases 186 to 962 code for a protein of 258 amino acids. NCBI's taxonomy places the organism in Eukaryota, Metazoa, Arthropoda, Insecta, Diptera, Syrphidae. The transcript is spliced from 3 exons. The record is from RefSeq and is a predicted model, not a curated record.